AUGGCUUCUAUAGUGAAUCUCGGUAUUUUGGAUUAUAUUGUGAUCGGUAUGAUGCUUUUGAUAUCUGUUAGCACAGGAAUUGUGUUCCGAUUCACAGGAAAUCGUCAGAAAACUACACACGAGUAUCUAAUGGCCGAGAAAUCAUCCCCCAUGCUACCAGUUAUAAUGUCCAUUUCUGUCUCGCUUACCUCUGGUGUUCUUAUGGUCGGCGUCCCAGCCGAGAUUUACCGUUAUGGUUCACAAUAUAUAAUUAUUGGACUGGCAGUAGGUAUAGGAAUGCUUGUAUCUUCAUAUAUCUUCUUGCCGGUAUACUUCCAGUGCAAUGUAACGAGCAUCUAUGAAUUUCUUGAAAUGAGGUUUGGUAAAUGCACAAAAUACACAGUUUCCGCUUUAUUCAUCAUUCAAAUGGUACUCUACAUGUCUUCAGUUCUAUAUGCUUCCGUACUGGCUUUGACUGCCGUUACUGACGUAUCUACAGAAAUAAUCAUUAUUGUGUGUGGACUGACCUGUACCUUUUAUUGCGUUCUGGGUGGUUUAAAAGCUGUCUUGUGGUCUGAUCUCUUUCAAGGGAUUCUGAUGUUCGUCUCCAUAAUCAUAAUAUAUACUUUCGGGAUGACCGAAGUUGGGGGAAUAGGAGAAGUGAUCAGACGGGCUGAAACUGGAGAUAGGAUUAAAUUGUUUGAUACAACAUUUGAUUUUACGGCAAGAUAUACUUUCUGGAAUGUUAUAGCGAGAGGACUCAGCAUUGGAAUCGGCGUCUAUGGGACAAGCCAAAUUGAAGUUCAAAGAGCUCUCAGUAUGAGCAAAUGUCAAAAAGCUCAGUCAGCCUUAAGAUGGAGUGUUAUUCCAGUGAUCCUUCUGUUUGUAACUUGUAGUUUUUUGGGAGUACUCUUAUAUUCCGUUUUCUACAAGUGUGACCCGGUUUCAGUGGAACCUGGGUUAACGAAACAUGAUCAACUAGUUCCUUACUUUAUUGUUACAAGGAUGCACGGCAUUCCUGGUCUAGUUGGUUUGAGCUUCGCUGGAGUUUUCAGUGGUUCUCUUAGCAGCAUUUCUUCUGCACUCAACUCUUUGUCCACAGUGACUGUUGUCGAUUUCUUGCAACCUGUCUGUCCUUUUGAUCUAAGCGAUUCCAAGCUAGUGUUCAUUGCUAAAGGGUUGUCUUUGUUUUAUGGCAUUCUCUGCAUUUGUGUAUGCUUCCUCAUAUCUCAGUUCCAAAGCAUUCUCCAAAUUACGCACAUAUUCUUAAGUGUGGUGGAAGGUCCAACUGUUGCCAUCUUCCUCAUUGGAGUCCUCACAAGAAAGGCUACAGAUAAAAUUAUUAUGUUUGGACUUAUGAGUGGAUUUGUAUUUUCCCUUUGGAUUGGCUUAGGGUCCAUUUUUAGUGGGCAUAAAACUGAAGCACUGCCUCUAGAAUCCGCAAGCUGUUCUAAUUAUACUAAAGUUACAGAUUUCUUCCGAAACUCUACGAAUGUUCUACCUACGGAAUGUUCUAGCGCUAACAUGUGUCCAAUGUUACUGACAGAUAAUUCGAUGAGGUAG
Molecule: messenger RNA, 1542 nt
Organism: Argiope bruennichi
Lineage: Eukaryota; Metazoa; Arthropoda; Arachnida; Araneae; Araneidae
Product: putative sodium-dependent multivitamin transporter
Exons: 9
Coding region: 1-1542 (513 amino acids)
Biological process (GO): sodium ion transport; transmembrane transport
Cellular component (GO): membrane
Molecular function (GO): symporter activity
Source: RefSeq, a predicted model, not a curated record